Glycine soja is the source of this 1652-nucleotide messenger RNA. RefSeq names its product reticulon-4-interacting protein 1, mitochondrial-like. Lineage: Eukaryota; Viridiplantae; Streptophyta; Magnoliopsida; Fabales; Fabaceae. The coding region runs from base 217 to 1311 and encodes 364 amino acids. The record is from RefSeq and is a predicted model, not a curated record. Gene Ontology annotation, molecular function: oxidoreductase activity. The transcript has 7 exons.
ACCAAGUAUUUAGCGUGGCAACGAGCAAAGGCGCCAUUAACAGUAACGCCUAAACGCAACGAAACGCAAUCUCCACCUCUUCUCUCUCUGCGGACCAAAACACAGACACGUUCCAAUUCCCCCUUCUUUCUUUCACAUGCACACUCUUCAAAUUCCACUUCAACAAACCCUAAACCCUAAUGCUCUGAAACUCACAUUCCCAUAAAGUUGAGAAAUAUGAGAAUUCCAAGCAAUUGCGAGUUCACACGAAUCACGCCCUCUGCUUUCAGCUACCACCGUCUCAAAUCAUACGUUUCCGACUGCAGAGCCGUGCUUCUCCCCUCAUUCGGCGGCCCGCACGUGCUCCAGCUUCGCUCGCACGUGCCAGUCCCUCCGCUCAAGCCUCACGAUGUCCUCGUUCGUGCGCGCGCCGUCUCCGUCAACCCCUUGGACACCCGAAUGCGUGCUGGCUACGGGCGUUCCAUCUUCGAGCCGCUGUUGCCUCUCAUUUUGGGGCGCGACGUCAGCGGCGAGGUUUCGGCGGUCGGAGAUAAGGUGAGGUCGGUGAGUGUGGGAGAACAGGUUUUCGGGGCACUGCAUCCCACUGCCGUGAGAGGCACUUACUCGGAUUACGCGAUUCUCUCCGAAGAGGAGGUUACUCCGAAACCGGAUUCACUUACUCAUGUGGAAGCCAGUGCCAUUCCUUUUGCUGCAUUGACAGCUUGGCGUGCUCUAAAAAGUACAGCUAGAAUAAGCGAGGGACAACGGAUAUUAGUAGUCGGAGGUGGAGGAGCAGUAGGGUUGUCUGCAGUUCAGCUUGCAGUAGCUGCUGGUUGCUCUGUUGUAACUACUUGUGGAAGUCAAAGCGUAGACAGAUUGUUAGCAGCUGGUGCAGAUCAGGCUGUCGAUUAUGUUGCUGAGGAUGUUGAAUUGGCUAUAAAGGGAAAGUUUGAUGCUGUUUUGGACACUAUUGGUGUGCCUGAGACAGAACGGAUGGGCAUUAAUUUUCUAAAACGAGGUGGACACUACAUGACACUUCAGGGUGAGGCAGCAUCAUUGUCUGAUAGAUAUGGACUGACUAUUGGGCUUCCUGCAGCUACAGCUGUUUUAUUGAAAAAACAGCUUCUAUAUCGAUUCUCUCAUGGAAUAGAAUACUCAUGGACAUAUAUGAGGGCUGACUUAGAUGGUUUAAUUGAGAUUCGAAAGCUAUGUGAAGCUGGGAAGAUGAAGAUACCUGUGUAUAAAACGUUUCCCAUAACACAAGUAAAAGAAGCUCAUGAGGCAAAAGACAAGAAGCUCAUUCCUGGUAAAGUUGUACUGGAACUUGAUUGACGUCUUGAAGCUGAUCAGAGUUGGUUAAACUAGUUUUUUUUUUUUUCUUUUUUGCAAUGGAUUGUUCCACAUUUUAUUGAGAUUGAUAGGUGUUUUUUCUGGGUUCUCUUUGAUAGAAAGUGGAACUUGUUGUAAAUUUUGAUCCAGAAUAAGAACAUCUGUAAAUUGAUUGAGAAGUUUGUGUGACACAUGUCCUUUCUUUACCUUUACAACUGUUCUAGUUUUAGUCAUAUCCACUUGUGUUGUAGAAGGUGUUGACCCCAUGUGUCAAUUGUACUCACUAUAUCAAUAGCCAAUCCGUGUUCUCUUGAAUUGUGACAUCGAAAGAGAACAUUGCUGAA